Thermothielavioides terrestris NRRL 8126 is the source of this 201-nucleotide messenger RNA. RefSeq lists its product as uncharacterized. NCBI's taxonomy places the organism in Eukaryota, Fungi, Ascomycota, Sordariomycetes, Sordariales, Chaetomiaceae. The transcript is spliced from 2 exons. Bases 1 to 201 code for a protein of 66 amino acids. The record is from RefSeq and is a predicted model, not a curated record.
AUGCUAAGGGACUAUAUAACAGUAUACUUUAAUAAUAUCUUAGUAUAUUUAAUCCUUUGGAGGCUAAGGGAUAUAGGCCUCAACCUAGACCUUAAGAAGUAUACGUUUACGGUAAAGGAAGUUAAGUACCUAGAGUAUAUUAUAGAGGUAGGAGUCUAUAUCCGCCCUAACCCUAAGAAGAUCAAGGCUAUCUAUAAAUAG